AUGUUUAUUAUGCCCAAAAUACAGAAUGGUUACACUAAUGGUUCACGCAUCAGACUUCCAUAUUUAAUAAUAACUGAAGUAAAUCUCCGUAAAUUUGCUGCUUUUUAUAAACAGUAUACGGAUGUCUCUUUCUUUGGUGAUGUGAUAAGGGGUAAAAACCAAGGCAAAAUUUCUCUUUGUGGGAUGCAGUCUGCUUAUGGACAGAUUUUUAUAGCGUUAUAUGAUAAUUGCGAUGGCUUUCAUGAUAUUAGUAGAAGUUAUACAAGAGAAUAUUACGCAUGUGCAAGAUCAAGACGCCUAAGACAAAUUUGUAGGAGAAGACAUAUUUGGGAAGAAGUGUACAUAGUUUGCGGUCACCAAAUGGGUGUAACUGAUGUCUUGUAUCAACAAUUGAAAAACAGACAAGAAUUAGGAUCUGUACUGAUGGAAACAGUUGACCUUCUCACUCCAUGUCCUUUCACUCUCUCAAAAAACCAAAGUCACUUUUAUUAUCAUCACUAUUUGCGAUGA
Molecule: messenger RNA, 510 nt
Organism: Phycomyces blakesleeanus NRRL 1555(-)
Lineage: Eukaryota; Fungi; Mucoromycota; Mucoromycetes; Mucorales; Phycomycetaceae
Exons: 4
Coding region: 1-510 (169 amino acids)
Source: RefSeq, a predicted model, not a curated record